Messenger RNA from Macroventuria anomochaeta, 1249 nucleotides. RefSeq lists its product as uncharacterized. Lineage: Eukaryota; Fungi; Ascomycota; Dothideomycetes; Pleosporales; Didymellaceae. Bases 133 to 1215 code for a protein of 360 amino acids. The transcript has 3 exons. The record is from RefSeq and is a predicted model, not a curated record.
CACUGUUCCAGGUCGCUCCUGCAACUCUAUCGCAGGUUCUCUGUCGCACACUCAGCACCGCUAAACCAGCUGAUACCCUUGUCUUUCGACGCGGCCCUCUUUUCCCUUGACCAUGCAGGCCUUCGGUGAGCAAUGUCAACGCUGCGGCUGCGCUCAGUCGCAUUUGCGGCGCAAACGCUCACAAUACCAGUACCCAAGAAUCGCCGUCCCAAGUUCGACCUGCACCUGAGAAUCGUCGACCUUAACAAUGUACCGCUCACUUCAGGGAAAUGCUUUGUAAAAUGGCACCUCCCACACUCGGCCGCCGCAGAGCACCGUGGCAAGACAGACCACUGCCUGAUCAAGGAGCACAAAGUCCAGUACAACUAUGACAUCACACUACCCGUCCGGCUCACGGUCGACAAGAACGGGAUGCUGCAGGAGAACUUGAUUGAGUUCGAGGUCGUCCAAGAGUACUCGAAUUCUGGCAGAGGCGAGCGGAUAACGCUGGGCAACGUGAAGCUCAACCUGGCCGAAUACGUGGAGCAGAGCGAGCUGGCAGCUGCCGAAGGCGAUGACCCAGGAGUAACACGACGGUACCUCAUGCAGAACAGCAAGAUCAACAGCACGCUCAAGCUUGGGAUAUACAUGCGACAGACAGAGGGCGACAAGAACUUCAUUGCGCCAGCCUUGAAGACAGCGCAGGUGUUCAGCGGUAUUGCGGGCAUCAUGGCUGGAGAGCAGGCAGAGCUCGAGGACAGCGGCGCUGCACCAUCGCUGACGAGCAAGUCGAGGGAUGCAAGCGAGCUGCAAGACAUGUACAGGCGCACACUCGCAGCAUAUUGGUCUGCGCAGCCUGGCGAGCUCAAAGCAGACGAGUGCAUCGAGGACAUCUUCGCUGGCGGAGACGGCUGGGGCGAUCGCGCAAAACCGUACUCACCGCAGCGCGGCGGCAUACGGUUCACGACAGCUACAGGCGAUAGCAGUGCUUCUGUAAGCGGAGACGAGCGACACGCGCAAGGGAGUCAGCGGUUAUUUCGCAAGUCGCAGGAUACACUGCGGCCCGGGAGUACACAUUCAGGCUCGCCCAAGCAGCACGUUCGCGGGAGAGGGAGUUUAGAGCAGCAGGCGCACCACAUGAAGGCCGAAGCAGAGAGGAAACGGCAUCGUCCACACCACGAAGUCGACGAGUUUGAGCUGCGGCAGGACCUGUGUAGUUGGAAGCGACCAAUAUAGAUGGAAGGCUAGGGGUAAUAGAAAGCAAUAUAUG